This is a messenger RNA of Durio zibethinus, 1134 nucleotides long. NCBI's taxonomy places the organism in Eukaryota, Viridiplantae, Streptophyta, Magnoliopsida, Malvales, Malvaceae. The record is from RefSeq and is a predicted model, not a curated record.
AAAGCUUUAUAGAUUUUUCAAGAACACCCAAACUAAUCCAAAACCCAGCAUUCCAUUCUCGCUUCUACAGCCGAACACCGUCUUAGCCAACACCAAAAAAACUCCUCUGCGAUUUUCUUUCCCUCUUUUCUUCACUAAAGCUCUUCCUUUUCCUCUAGCCUUUUGGGAACCAGCAACCAGAAAUCCCAAGACAACCUUUUGUUUCAAUGGUUUCCUAAAUCUAAACCUGAACCCAAGCUUCGCUGCUAUCAGAACCACUUUUAAUCGCUGGUGAUCACCCUUAGUCUCCGUUGGCUUUACUAAUAAGAACUUUCAAGCUUUUCUCUUUUUGGUGGCACCGUUUAUGUUGGUGUUGGGAAUCACUUGGCUAUGCUUUUGAUUCGAGGCCCCCCCUUACCAAUCUAAAACCUUAACCACCAAGCCAGUCCACCAUUGCUUCCACAUUCGUGGGUCACCAUCAGUUAGAAACUUUGCCAAAGUAUAGCUUGAACAAUUGGAAUUCAUACACAAAUGCAGAACACAGUUUACCCCGUGUUCUCUCCAGUAUCAUACUGUAGCACCAAAAUCCGUACCUCUACACCCUAGAUCCAUUUUUAAUUUCUUCAAUCUUCCCUUAGAAUUGAAGAUGGUGUUGGACACGAGCAAGAAAAAAGCAGUGCAGAAGAAAGCUGCUUCCGUCACGAAAAGAGGAGUGAAGACGACUGUGGCUGCUGCAUCUUCCAAUGGGGCGGCCACAGAGAAUGGAGUGGACAGGGGUUUCGAUGGAGUUAGUGCAUUCCUAAUUUUUUAUCAGACCCGUACUAGCGUUCUCUGCUCGUACCCUCUUUCGAGAGAUAUUCAUAUAGUGUCCUUAUCAAUGACUUUUCGUGGACAUGAUCUCAUUGCUGAUUCAGUAUGGAAGCUUAAUUAUGGCAGCCACUAUGGCUUGCUUGGAUUAGAUGGUUGCGGGAAAUCUACGCUAGUUGCUGCAAUAGAUUUGCAUGAAUUUCCAAUUCCACAGCAAAUGGAUAUCUAUCGUCUCACCAGGGAGAUUGAAGCUUCUGACAUGCGUGCAUUGGAGGCUGUCAUAAGUUGUGACGAGGAGAGAGGUUUCAGCUGGCUAGGGGGCACUUAGGAUCUUUUCCCCCCUUUGGA